Molecule: messenger RNA, 1038 nt
Organism: Kluyveromyces lactis
Lineage: Eukaryota; Fungi; Ascomycota; Saccharomycetes; Saccharomycetales; Saccharomycetaceae
Gene: OMA1
Product: metalloendopeptidase
Exons: 1
Coding region: 1-1038 (345 amino acids)
Biological process (GO): protein quality control for misfolded or incompletely synthesized proteins; mitochondrial protein processing
Cellular component (GO): mitochondrial inner membrane
Molecular function (GO): metalloendopeptidase activity
Source: RefSeq, a predicted model, not a curated record
AUGUUCAAGAACGUUUUCAGCCGUCUUUUAAGACCUCAGGCUAGAUUUUACAAUACUCCGAUUCCAAGAGUCACUUAUAAAAGAUUCAAUGGCCGCACAGGAAACUCAUUCACACAGCUGUUAUUCGACAAAACCUCGAGGAAAUACCUCGCUAUAGUGUUUGGUACCGGAUCGUUAUUCUAUUUGACUCAUUUAGAAGAGGCUCCUGUUACCGCGAGAACAAGGUUUAUCUGGUUGCCAAGGUCACUUGAACUCAAGAUUGGCCAAUACACUUACAACUCGGUUCUUAGUGAGACUAAGGGGAAAAUCCUACCGGAAUCGCAUCCAUUAACGAGGAAAGUGACCAAGAUUUUCCACCGGAUUGUGGAGGCUGCUGAGCACGAUCCAAGUGUGGAUCAAAGCCUGUUGAAAGAUGUUCAAUGGAAAAUUCAUAUUGUCAAUGAUCCAAGAGCACCACCUAAUGCAUUUGUGCUUCCAGGUGGUAAAGUGUUUGUCUUCAGCAACAUCUUACCGAUAUGUCAGAAUGAGGAUGGGUUAGCUACGGUCUUAUCUCAUGAAUUUGCUCAUCAGCUUGCCAGACACACAGCAGAAAACCUUUCAAAGGCCCCGGCCUACUCUAUUCUGGGAGCAUUGAUAUAUGCAGUCACCGGAUUAGAUGGGAUCAACAGACUUCUAGUAGAUGGGUUGGUCAGAAUGCCAGCUUCGAGGGAAAUGGAAACUGAGGCUGAUUAUAUUGGAUUGAUGGUUAUGUCUCGUGCAUGUUUCCAUCCAGAAGAGUCCCUUAAAGUAUGGCAACGUAUGGCAGCCAUGGAGGAACAACAAAAGCGUCGCGGUAUGGUGAAUGUGGAAUUCUUAUCCACUCAUCCAGCAACCACAAGAAGAAUUGAGAACAUGGCCAAAUGGUUGCCAAAGUCUCAAGAGUUGUACUCUCAAGCCAACUGUGGCAAUUUCGGAGGAUUUUACAACUCGUUCCAAGAUGCUUUUGGGUACGGUAACUCUGUCUCCCCUGAACCCAGAAUCACUGUUUGGGGUAUCUGA